Messenger RNA from Blepharisma stoltei, 1891 nucleotides. The record is from the annotation of a GenBank genome assembly. Lineage: Eukaryota; Ciliophora; Heterotrichea; Heterotrichida; Blepharismidae.
AUGGUAAAAUUACCAUCUAUCAAAGUUUCCUUUAAAAACGAAUUUCACAUAAUUGCCCCAGUCCCAUCAUUAUUUUGUAAACUUUGCCUCACUAUUAAAGAAACAAUUCCAGACGUUCCUCUAAACCCCAACAUCUAUUAUUUAGAUGCAGAAGGUGAUAGAAUAAAACUUUUAAAUGACAAAGGAUAUGGAUUUUAUUUAAGAACCUUCCAAAGCCAGCUGACUAAAAAACUGUACAUAGAAGAUAGCCAAAAUCCACCAGAAAAUAAUAAAAUUCCCUCUGUUUCAUUGCCAAUAAAAAGGCCUUCAGAUGCAGAAGAAAAUGAUGAUUCUCCCACAAAAUUUCAAAAAAUUGAUAAUUCUGAGUUUAAUACUUUUGAUGAUACGGACCAAAUUUAUAUUCCUAAAUCAAGGGGGCCGAAUAAGUCUAGAAAAGUUCCAAGUGAAAUCCAAAGAAUCGUUCUCGAUACUUUUGAUAUACCUUCAAAAAAAAUGGAUAAUGAAAAUAAGCAACUUCUUCCUAUAAUUGAAGCUGAAAUAAAUCAAUUUAUUCUUGAUGCUGAGGGAAAUUCAAAAAUCCCUAAUUUAGUACAAUAUAUAACGUCUACUGACUCCCCCCUUUUAAAUUGGAAACAAAAUAUAGGUAAAAUUUCCAUUUUUUUGGGAAGUUAACCCCCUUUAAAUUGGAACAAAAUUCAAUUUUAUAAUAAAAAAAUUUAUAAAAAAAAUAUAAUCUAUAUGCAAAUACCUUAAUACCCAAUUUAAUAUGCAGAAUCAAAAAUUAAACACUAUUUUUUUCAAUUUUAAAGGAGGAGAGUUAGAAGAAUACCAUUUUCGCGAAAAUGAAAUUCGCUAAAUCACCCAUUAGGUAGGAACAUUAAAUUAAAAUGCUAUUAAGUAUAAAUGUAUACAAUUUAUUUUCUCUUUAAAUUUUAUAUAAUUUUUUUCUAUAUAAAUUUUAUAUUGAUUUUUUCUUAUAAAAUAAUUUCUUAACACCCUUUAAAUUGGAGCAAAAUUUUUUGUUCCAAUUUAAAGGGGGGAAGUGAGUUUCUUUCAGCUGUGAGAAAUACUAUUCGUGAUACUGUCGAAAAACAUGGAUUUGUUAAUACUGCACUAUUGUAUAAGAUUCCUUUAGAGCUGUGUGUACAUAUUUUAUAUGAUUCUAAGGUACACAUUGAAAGUGAUAAAGAACGAGAAAAAUAUAAAAAAUAUAUUGAUUCUUGUUUACCUAACUCUCUUUCUGUUAUAGUGAAUUGCAUUUACAGGCAUUUUUUGAUAUCUUGUAAUAAGUAGGUUGCUAAUUAAAUUUAAAUAAAAAUUUUAGAAGGAGGGUAAAGAAAUUUCCCAAUUCACCCCAAAAUUCUGCCUUUUGUUAACUCAACAAUUAAAUAAUGGUGACAUCAACAAACAAAACAUUAUGGCAACUUACGAUGUUGAUGAAGACACAAUUGAAAUAUGGAGGAAAGUCUUCUUGAAUCCACAAAAGUCUCAUCCUGCUAAUGAUCCUUACCCAAGAACAUUCCGAAUUCAAUUAGUGCGGGACUAUUUAGAAGGAAAUUUUGACAAAGAAACCAUAAAAAACUACUUUGGCGUCGACCAAGAAACAAUUGAAAACUGGAUUUAUUUAGAACUUGAAGAAAAAGAAGAAAUUGUAAUGGAAAUUCACAGAAAACGACUAAGCCGAGCAGAAAAAGAAGAAAUUGUUGAUAAAUACCUCGAGAAAAAGCUGACCUAUAAAGAAAUCAAAGCUAAAUAUGGUGUCUGCCAAAGAGAAGUCGACAAAUGAGUCAUAAGCAAGCAAAGUGGGCAAGGCCUUCGAGAUUCUUAUCAUGGCAGCAAAGCCUCAGCUAUCAUGGACCAAGCAUAUAGAUUUUUAGAAUUCGGCUCAUAA